AUGACCAAGCAAGCACAGAUGUCGCUGAGACAUGAGUGCGAAUAUGCUGGCAAUGUGGGCUUGGGAGAGCACAUCUUUGCUUGGAACUCUGUUCUGCCGUGUAUGCCCAAAAACAUCCUGACACAGUGCAGGUGUCCGUUCCUGACAGAUGGUGCUCCGGGGACACGCUCGUUCUCGCGGACGCUGCCACCCGCCCAAAGGAACAAUUCCUGCUCUCUUGCCAUCAGCCCGCGGAGGAAGCGGGCAAGAGUCAUGCCCAUCUACGAGGCGUCUGGUCGGCUGCUUUCGUCUGGUUUCCUCCAGCUCUCCUGGAGCGUCAGCAAAGCUUGCAGGAGAAUGUUGGCUGACAAAAGGCUCGAAAACCUACAGAUCUACAAAGUUCUCCAGUGCGUUCGCCAGAAGGACAAGAAGCAGAUUGAGAAGCUCACCAAACUUGGCUACCCGGAACUCAUCAAUUUCACUGAGCCAGUCGAUGGAGAGGCUGCCCUCCACUUGGCCUGCGUUGCCAACGACAUUGACAUGUGCAACUUUCUCUUGGAGCUUGGAGCUCAUCCAGAUGUCCAGGAUAAGAUGGGCCGCACCCCCACGAUGAAAGCCGCUGAGCUGGGCCAUGACUUGGCCUUGGAUGUAUUAGUCCAGGCCGAGGCAGACAUGACCAUCGUUGAUGUUGAAGGAAAAGGUGUUCUGUUUUACUGCAUUCUGCCCACCAAACGGCACUUCCGCUGUUGUCAGAUGGUCCUGGAAUAUGGGGCGGAUGUUAACAACUGCACUUUUGAGGGGAAGCCAGUUUUCGUACAAGCCUGUGAGCAGGCGCAUGAGAUCAGAGACAUGUGCAUGACAUUUUUGGAAAGAGGAGCAGACCCUAAUGCAACAAACCCAGCGACCGGCCGCACAGCCCUGAUGGAAGCAGCCAGAGAAGGGGUUUUGGAUGUGGUCCGCGGUAUUCUUGAGAGAGGUGGAAAUGUUAAUGUUUUUGACAAUGAAAGACACCAUGCCGCACAUUUUGCUGCCAAAGGAGGGUUUUUUGAGAUCCUGAAGCUUAUUUCCGCCUACAAUGGAGAUGUGGGUUUGAUAGCCAUGAACGGAAACACGCCACUGCACUACGCUGCUGCUGGGGGUUUUGCCGAGUGUUGCAAAUUUAUAGGUCAAAGAGGCACUGACCCUACAUGGAGGAACCUAGAGAAAAAGACACCGAGGCAGGUGGCUAAAGACGGUGGAUUCAAAGCAGCAAGCAAGGAGAUUCGUAAGAUUGAGCGGCGCUUUGCCAAAUUUAACAAGCCCAAGCCUGGGGUGAAGAACCCGAACCCGCCCUGGGCUGUUAGGCUGCACGACUGGGCCGUAGAACACCAGGCAAGUCUCCGCGAAGCAUUUGAGAUCGCGGAUCGAGGGGACGGGGCCGUGAACAAGGAAGAUUUUGUGUCCAUCAUCGAAGAGAGGUGUCCGUUUGUGGAUGCUGAAAACUUAAUGACAAUUGCUCAGGCUCACGAGAAAACGCGAGCGGGAGGGAUUAAGUUCGAGGAGUUCCUUAAGGGCAACCGGUUCUUGCAGAAAGCCUUCCUCCUUUCAUCUUAUGGUCCCAAGAAGAAGAAACCCAAGAAAGCGAGAGGCAGGAAAGCCAAGUUUGUCGCCCCUAUGCCAAUCUGCGUCAUUCCGGAGAGUGCGUACCCGCGGCGGGCAGAUGGCGGGCCACCCGAGUACAUGAUCGAAACCUAUAAGAACGUGACGGACUGCAACCGGUUCAAUCGGGACCACCCUCCUGAGCACCCUAUCCAAGAUGAUUCCUGGUGGUACAUUGAUGACCCGUUGAAGACUUUCGCCCACAUCAACUACCUCGCUAAAGACGGAGACCUUUCGUCCAUGAAGAAAGCCUUUGAGGCAGGGGUAUCAGUUGACAUACGAGACCAUUUCUACAAAACUCCUUUGAUGGCCGCUUGCGCAAGUGGGAACAUCGAAGUGGUGAAGUUUCUCCUGGAAAGGGGGGCUAAUGUGAACACAACGGACAAUUUCAUGUGGACUGCUCUCCACCAUGCAUGCCAUGCAGGCCAGCAGGAUAUUGUUGAACUGCUCAUUAAUUCCGGAGCAAAAGUAGAUGCUAUUUCAAUCAACUAUGGAACCCCAUUGAUGAGAGGCCUUGAGAGCUGCCGACUGGACACAGUGCAUCAUUUGGUCAACUCUGGUGCUAAGCCUCAGCUGACAAACAGAAAAGGACAAAACGCUCUGGAAGUUGCAAAGGCUUAUGCUGACACCCGGCUGGUCCACUACAUUCAAGACACGCUGGAACGCAUGCCGAAGCCACCGGAAAGCAAAGGGGACAAGCAGAAAGGGAAAAGGGGGGCCAAGCCAAAGGCGCCGGCCCCGGCAGCCUCAGGAACCUCAGGAGCCCCAACAACCCCAGCAACACCUGCCACUCCCAAGGCAAAGACGCCAGAUCCUGCGUCGAAAGAGUCCAUGAAAGAUGAGGUUCUGCCGUUGCCGGAACAAGUCGCUGAGAAAUCUCUCUUCGAGGAGAAGAAAGAAUCCCUCAAGGAUAAUGUCGUCCAUCUGAAUUCACUGAUAACUAGAGGAGCCACAAGGAAAGUUAAUAUCACUUUCACACCACAGAGGACUUGGAGUCCAGAAGCGACGACCCAAGACCUUCUAAGGAAGAGAGAGAUGCGCCGGCAGCGUUUUAGUUACGAGGUGGACUUUGAUGACUUCAUGAUGCCCUUUAAGAGGAACUUUAUGGAGAAAGCCCGUUUGUUACAACAGGGUGCUAUCUUGCAUUAAUCACUGUGGUAUUCCUGCAAGGAUGUCCAGGAAGGAAAGGAUCCAGCUCCGAAGAGGGCAGCAAUCAUGUUAUCCUGAACUGUGA
This is a messenger RNA of Lacerta agilis (Sand lizard), 2851 nucleotides long. It is a transcript of the gene ANKEF1, whose product is annotated as ankyrin repeat and EF-hand domain containing 1. The record is from RefSeq and is a predicted model, not a curated record. Gene Ontology annotation, molecular function: protein binding. Bases 1 to 2766 code for a protein of 921 amino acids. NCBI's taxonomy places the organism in Eukaryota, Metazoa, Chordata, Lepidosauria, Squamata, Lacertidae. The transcript is spliced from 11 exons.